Messenger RNA from Propithecus coquereli (Coquerel's sifaka), 1298 nucleotides. RefSeq names its product radical S-adenosyl methionine domain containing 2 (gene RSAD2). Gene Ontology annotation, cellular component: lipid droplet; endoplasmic reticulum; endoplasmic reticulum membrane. Bases 7 to 1092 code for a protein of 361 amino acids. The transcript has 6 exons. Gene Ontology annotation, biological process: positive regulation of immune response; defense response to virus. The record is from RefSeq and is a predicted model, not a curated record. NCBI's taxonomy places the organism in Eukaryota, Metazoa, Chordata, Mammalia, Primates, Indriidae. Gene Ontology annotation, molecular function: catalytic activity; 4 iron, 4 sulfur cluster binding.
GGCAUCAUGUGGACCCUCGUGCCCACCGCUUUUGCUGGAAAGAUGCUGAGCACGUUCAGGCAGCCUCUGAGCUCUCUCUGGCGGAGCCUGGUCCCUCUGCUCUGCUGGCUGAAGACAGUACUCUGGUUGCCAGGCACCGAGAGGCAGCAGCAGCAGAUCAGGAAAGAGCCAGAUGAGACCAGAGAGGAAGAGAAAGAGGACAUCCCUCUGCCCACCACCCCCACCAGUGUCAACUACCAUUUCACGCGCCAGUGCAACUACAAGUGUGGGUUCUGUUUCCACACGGCCAAAACGUCCUUCGUGCUGCCCCUCGAGGAGGCCAAGAGAGGACUGCUGUUGCUUAAGGAGGCUGGUAUGGAGAAGAUCAACUUUUCAGGUGGAGAGCCGUUCAUUCAGGACCGGGGAGAGUACCUGGGCCAGCUGGUGAAGUUCUGCAAACAGGAGCUCCGGCUGCCGAGCGUGAGCAUCGUGAGCAACGGGAGCCUAAUCCGGGAGAGGUGGUUCCGGAAUUACGGUGAAUACUUGGACAUUCUCGCCAUCUCCUGCGACAGCUUCGACGAGCAAGUCAAUGUCCUGAUUGGCCGUGGCCAAGGAAAGAAGAACCACGUGGAAAAUCUUCAGAAACUGAGAACGUGGUGCAGGGAUUAUAGAGUCGCUUUCAAGAUAAAUUCUGUCAUUAACCGAUUCAACGUGGACGAGGACAUGAACGAGCAGAUCGAAGCGCUAAGCCCCGUCCGCUGGAAAGUGUUCCAGUGUCUCUUAAUUGAGGGUGAGAAUACUGGAGAAGAUGCCUUAAGAGAAGCGGAAAGAUUUGUCAUCAGUGAUGAAGAAUUUGAAGGAUUCUUAGAACGCCACAAAGAAGUGUCCUGUUUGGUGCCCGAAUCUAACCAGAAGAUGAAAGACUCCUACCUUAUUCUGGAUGAAUAUAUGCGCUUUCUGAACUGCCAAAAUGGACGGAAGGAUCCUUCCAAGUCUAUCCUGGAUGUUGGAGUAGAAGAGGCUAUAAAAUUCAGUGGAUUUGAUGAAAAGAUGUUUCUGAAGCGAGGAGGAAAGUAUGUAUGGAGCAAGGCAGAUCUGAAGCUGGAUUGGUAAAGCUGAAAGUGGAACAAGAGUUAAACCCACCAGCAGGGAAAAGAAAACUCCUGGCGUGGCUGCCAUUGUUGGCAAUACUGUCCUGUUGGUAUUUCUCAACGGCUGGAAAUCUGAUUUCUGCUGCACAUCACAUCUGAUUAUCUGUGGUCACUGAACACAUAAAUAACUUGGAUAACUUAAAUCCAUAGAUAAUGCAAAACGGUUAA